This is a messenger RNA of Dimorphilus gyrociliatus, 1885 nucleotides long. The record is from the annotation of a GenBank genome assembly. Lineage: Eukaryota; Metazoa; Annelida; Polychaeta; Dinophilidae.
GUUCGUAUCUUUAACGCCAUCUACAUUUUCAAGUUUCACGUGUUUUUCCAAUUUUCCCCAGAUUUUUCAGCUUUACCCCUUAAUUUUGAAUGUUUUGAUUGGUCCUUGUUACUGAUAAACCCGCUGAGAAUUCAUGGCACAUGUGAAAUUAAAAAAAUUGGAGAGUAUACUGCAAGAAGUGGAAACGUUCAAUAAUCCAAAGGUUCAAUUAGAACAAUAUCCCACAACACCUCAUCUAUCAGCUUCCGUACUUCAUACAAUUGAGAGUCGUUGGAACGACAUUAACGAAAAAACAAUAGUUGAUUUAGGGUGUGGUUGCGGCGUUCUCUCAAUUGGUGCUGUUGUUCUAGGGUGCAAUUAUUGUUUAAGUAUUGAUAUUGAUUCUGACGCCUUAGAAGUGUGUGAUACGAAUAUUAAAGAUAUGGAAAUUGAUAAUGUUGAUCUCUUACAAAUGGAUGUUUUAAAAGUAAUUGAUAACGAAAAAUUUCACAAAAAGUUCGACACGGUCAUUACAAAUCCACCAUUUGGAACAAAAAAUAACUCUGGUAUUGAUAUGGAUUUCCUUAAGGCUGCUAUGUGGAUGAGUAAUUCAGCCAUCUAUUCCUUUCAUAAAACAAGCACUAGAAAGUAUAUUUUAUCAAAAAUGGGUGAAUGGGGAUACUCUUCCGAAGUAAUUGCUCAAUUGAGAUUCAAUAUUCCUCAGACUUAUAAGUUUCAUAAGCAGAAGUCAGUUGAUAUUGAAGUCGAUGUGUUCAGAUUUACACCCAAUCCUUCUUGACAGCUUUAGGAAUAGUUCUAGUGGGCGUAAUAUGAAUAAAUAAGCUUAUUUAUACGCAUAAAUGUCGACAUAUGCUCUUAUGUAUCCGUAUAUAGUGCAUAUACUUCAUACUUGAAAUAUAUCUGUACAGUAUUCCAAAUAUCUAAAUAUUUAUAAUGUAGAUUUGUGUAUAGUUUUACGGAUUUAUUUUUGUUAAGUGAAACAUUUGUUAAUUUCGGGCGUGUACAAUAUAAAGGGAGGGACUUAAAGUUAAGACCAUUGUGUCAUAUUGUGUAUAUUAUAUGUGUAAGGAAAUAUGCUACGGCUAUUAUAACGUUUCGGUUCAAAGAACGCGCCAGUUAACUUCGUAUAAUUUAAAAUGGUAAUUGAACAAUUAUUAUUUACACUUGAGAAGUUUAAAAAAUCAAAAAAUUAUAAAAAUAUGUUUAUACGAAAACAACUAUGAAAAUGACACCUACUUUCCGGUUUAUAGUAGUACCCGACUACUUUCUGGUGGCAGACUUACAUUGACGCCGGAUAUUUUUUCGAUUAUACCAAGUUUUUAAAACAUCAUGUGAUCAUAAGCCAUUGGAUAUCUAAGGAUUUUAAAUUUAUUUUAUUUACAUUUCUUAACGAAUACUCAGCAAUCUGUGAUAGGUUUUUAAAGCAUUGUCCAAUUUCAAGCUCAAACGUAAAUAAAGCUUUUUACAAUAUAAAGACUGGGCUGGCGGAUCGAUAUGUUUCAUUAAUCAAAGAUUUAAAGAAAGUCAUGGAAGAAAAUGGAAUUAGCGAAAAGUUUUUACAAGCUCUCCGCAAACCGUGCGAUCGAAGGACAAAAGAGGUAACAAUAUAAAAUUUCGAGUAAAAUUUUGCAAAGAUAUUACUAAUGAUGCAAAACUAUUAUGUUAAUCAUAGUAUAAAAGAGAGUUUAUCCAAUAGUUUGAAAAGUAAAUUAAAUGACUAAUUCCUUAAUUCUGUUAUGCUAAUAAGUAAAAUCAAUGCAAGUCAAUCAAGAGUGGCGUGUAAUGUUGCUUAUAGAUAAGAAGUUAAUAAACAUAUCAGCUGUUGCUUUUUAUUUAACUUAACGUCGAUCUUAUUGUUUGCGUAUAAUAAAUGUUUAUAUAAGGU